AUGUUGUUGCCCCCGCUUGCCCGCGCCGUUUGCCGGCCAACCCUCCACCACCGUCUCCGUCCGCAGCACGCCUACCUCUCCGCACGCGUCUUCACCUCGAGCCCUCUCCAUAGAAAGGAUGUACAUGGCCAGCGGCCACCGACAGCGCAGAGCGCUCCCUCUCCAGGCUCCAAAGAUGCUGUACAGCAGACAAAAGCAGCUCAGCCUGCGAAACCGCCUACCUUGUUGGCCGAGCAAACAGUGACCAACAAGGAGCAGCGCAAGGCAGAUUGGGCCAUCAUAAAGGAGAUGUCGCAUUAUCUGUGGCCUAAGGAUAACUAUGGUACAAGAUUUCGAGUGGGUUUGAGUGUCGCACUCUUGGUGAGCGCGAAAGUGCUCAACGUCCAAGUGCCCUUCUACUUUAAGAACAUUGUUGAUUCAAUGAACAUUGACUUCGCUGCUCUGGGAGGCACCGCCUGGACGGUCGCAGGAACUAUGAUUGUAGCUUAUGGUGCAACCCGAAUCGGCGCGACUGUGUUCCAGGAAGUGCGUAAUGCAGUGUUCGCCAGUGUCGCACAGAAAGCCAUCAGAGCGGUCGCGUGUAGAGUGUAUGAACAUCUGCUCAGGCUGGACCAGAGUUUUCAUUUGUCGCGGCAAACUGGUGGGUUGACGCGAGCGAUCGACCGCGGAACCAAAGGCAUAAGCUUUUUGCUGACGUCCAUGGUCUUCCACGUUUUGCCCACUAUUUUGGAGAUCUCUCUUGUCUGCGGUAUCCUGACGUACAACUAUGGUGCCAAGUUCGCCCUCAUCACUGGUACAACCAUGCUUGCAUAUACCGCCUUCACUAUUUCAACCACCGCAUGGCGGACCAAGUUCCGCAAGCAGGCGAAUGCCGCAGAUAAUAAAGCAGCAACGGUCGCGGUAGACUCAUUGAUAAAUUAUGAAGCCGUGAAGUACUUCAACAACGAGAAGUUCGAAGUCGGAAGAUAUGACAAGGCACUUCAAAAUUAUGAGAAGGCUUCCAUCAAGGUCGCCACUUCGCUCGCCUUCCUCAACUCUGGCCAAAACUUGAUCUUCUCCAGCGCGUUGACUGCCAUGAUGUAUCUCGCCGCAGACGGCGUAGCUAAUGGCAACUUGACCGUCGGAGACCUCGUGAUGGUCAACCAGCUGGUAUUCCAGCUUUCAGUCCCGCUCAACUUCCUCGGCUCCGUCUACCGCGAGCUGAGACAGAGUCUUCUCGACAUGGAAACUCUCUUCAAUCUGCAGAAGGUCGAACUCAAGGUUCGAGACAAGCCCAACGCAAAGCCUCUGCUACUCAGCUCCGGCGAGCUCAAAUUCGAGAAUGUCACCUUCGGUUACCGACCCGACCGCCCGAUCCUCAAGAACCUUAAUCUCACGAUCCCAGCUGGAAAGAAGAUUGCCAUCGUCGGUCCUAGCGGUUGCGGAAAGUCCACCAUCCUCCGCUUGCUGUUCCGAUACUAUGAUGUGCAGGAGGGCCGCAUCCUCAUUGACGGACAGGACAUCCGCGACGUCAGCUUAGAAAGCCUGCGCAAAGCCAUUGGUGUAGUACCACAGGACACGCCGUUGUUCAAUGACACCAUCGGUCACAACAUCAAGUACGGAAACCUAGAAGCAACUGACGACCAGAUCAUUGAGGCCGCACGACGCGCUCAUGUCCACGACACCAUCAGCAGUUUCCCAGACGGGUAUAAUACUAUGGUCGGAGAACGCGGCAUGAUGAUCUCAGGCGGCGAGAAGCAGCGCCUUGCCGUAUCGCGCCUGAUUCUCAAGGACCCGCCUCUACUCUUCUUCGAUGAAGCGACCUCAGCACUGGAUACCCACACCGAGCAAGCGCUUCUCUCGCACAUAAACUCUAUACUAAAAGAAAAGAAGCGCACAUCGGUCUUUGUCGCACAUCGCCUUCGUACUAUCUACGAUUCAGAUAUGAUUAUCGUCCUGAGAGCGGGCAGUGUGGCGGAAAGUGGCACGCACCAGCAGUUGAUAGACCGGGCGGGACUGUACUCGGAGCUCUGGAGCGCACAAGAGACAUUGUUUGCGGGAGCGGAUGAGAAGGAGGUUGUCGAAGAUGAGAUUAAGGAUCCAGGACAACGAAAGUAG
Molecule: messenger RNA, 2097 nt
Organism: Didymosphaeria variabile
Lineage: Eukaryota; Fungi; Ascomycota; Dothideomycetes; Pleosporales; Didymosphaeriaceae
Gene: ATM1
Product: Iron-sulfur clusters transporter atm1, mitochondrial
Exons: 4
Coding region: 1-2097 (698 amino acids)
Biological process (GO): transmembrane transport; intracellular iron ion homeostasis
Cellular component (GO): mitochondrial inner membrane
Molecular function (GO): ABC-type transporter activity; ATP hydrolysis activity; ATP binding
Source: RefSeq, a predicted model, not a curated record